Molecule: messenger RNA, 1142 nt
Organism: Loa loa (African eye worm)
Lineage: Eukaryota; Metazoa; Nematoda; Chromadorea; Rhabditida; Onchocercidae
Exons: 5
Coding region: 73-636 (187 amino acids)
Biological process (GO): maturation of LSU-rRNA; maturation of 5.8S rRNA
Cellular component (GO): preribosome, large subunit precursor
Source: RefSeq, a predicted model, not a curated record
AGGAGAUUCAAUAGCUCUCGACUCGGACAUCACGAGAGUUCUACGACUGCUCAACAACGUGGUCUACGUUAAAUGGACCAAUUAGAAGUGAAAGAAGUAUGCUCCACUUCCGGUGAAAGUUUCUCUUCUUCGGACGGAGAUGAUGAUGAUGAUGAAUCUCGCAUAACGCGGACAGAAAUGGACGACCAGAACACAGUUGUCUUUGAUGUUGGAAAACAGCAGAAAAAAAAGUUGAAACGUACGAAACGUGAACUGCGAGCAGAACAUGCAGUGAAGCAUGAAAGGGAUCGGAUGGGCAUGAUAUUGCCAGAUCCGGUACAGGAUCAACAGCGGGAACGCAAUUUUGUUCGUCUUGCAACAAAAGGUGUUGUCCAACUAUUUAAUGCAGUUGCCGAACGACAGAAAGAGCUAAACGAUAUAUCAGCAGCAAAUAUGACAAGGAAAAAACGCCGGUUACGUGGUAUUUCUACAGAAAGCUUCAACAAGACAUUAAGGGGAUCUAAAACAAUUAAGGAUGAGCUGGACAAUAAAAAAGAAGAUUGGCUAUCUGAUGGUCAGAUAUCAAUUAAAUCUGAAACAGAUGACGACUUAGAUACUUCCGGAGUAAAGACGGAACCAGAGAGUGAUUCGGAAUGAAGUGCUUGGGUAAUACUGUGUUAUAUGUUUGUUUCAGCCGAGGAAAUGGCAGUAAACUGAAUUUUUGAUUUUCUUGUAUACUUGUUCAAGUUCACCUCCUGAUGACAGUGAAUCUAUGCAUAAAUGGAGUUUAGGUGGAAAGAAAGUCAUAGCAGUUUACUACAUUUUACUGUUAUGAGUUCAAAGCAGAUAUAUAAAAAAAUUAUGUCUCUGUUUCUUUUUCAGUUACAUACUUUUGAUAUGAGAAAUAAAUUUCUUUUUGAACAGUUGAUUUAUGCAUCUUACUUUGUAUUCUGUGUUUUUAUUUUGGAAAUUGUGUCGGCUACAAAAAAUAGAGAUCUUCCGGGGAAUUUCUUCUUGAUAACAUUGUAGAGGUAACACUAGUGAAAAUAUCCAGUAAUUCUGAAACUGUUUUGGCGAGGUGCUUAAUGCACUAUCUCGACAGAUUUAUCCAAUUUUGCACCAAAACAGCAUUCUAGAACGUACUGUUUGCCAGUAAUAUCAUA